AUGGCUAACGAAGAAGUUUACCAAAAUGCCAUAAAGUGCAAGGCGUGUGACCAUGAUGGAUCAACGGAUGGCAUCGACACGGCCACACAUCCUGCUGCUCAAAAGCUUGCUGCUAGAGCCUUGGAGUUCUUGAAAGAGAUUAAAGACUUCACCCCAGGCAAAGCCCUCGAACAACGCCUCAACCGCGACUACGGCCCUGGCAACCCCUACUUCGAAGACUUCUGCCGCCUUCUCAAGCAAGGCUUUGAAGAAGGCUGGAUUGCCUCGCGCGACCUUGAUAGCGGCAUGUAUCGAAUAGGAAAUCAUAAACAUCCCUACGGCGAAAUCAACUGCAUCGUUCCAAUCGACCCAAGCUUCCAAAUCGAAGGUUUGCCUGUAGGCGAGAACUGGCAGGGCGCUGGCUGGACGAGCCCAGGUCCAGGAACGCACCAUUAUCCGCGAGCUCGUGGGGGACGAGGCCUGGAGUUCUUCUUGCUGCCGUCGGGGCGGAUUACGUUUGAUGCGAAGCCUGAAGAACCACAGCCGGUCUCUAUUUGA
Messenger RNA from Saxophila tyrrhenica, 537 nucleotides. RefSeq lists its product as uncharacterized. The transcript is spliced from 4 exons. Lineage: Eukaryota; Fungi; Ascomycota; Dothideomycetes; Mycosphaerellales; Extremaceae. The record is from RefSeq and is a predicted model, not a curated record. Bases 1 to 537 code for a protein of 178 amino acids.